GGUUAGAGGUGGUUAUAAUCUAACCUGACAUAAACAUAAAAAACAACACGUGGAUUUUAAUGAUAGACAGACGUAAAGACACGUGCCUUAAGUUCGACUAUUUUCAUUUAUUGUGAAAGUUUAAUAUGAUUAGGUAGGCGAUCCGCGUGUGUAGUUAUAUAGUUAAAAUAAAAUUUGAAAGCAAUGGCUACGACCGAGACCGCGGAAACCGAGAAAAAUCCUUACGCGUACCUCGACAGAGAUGAUUUCACGUCGGAGAAAUAUAAAAUUGAGAUACGCGGUUUGCCAAAAUACUAUGGAAUAGGCGAGUUUAAGAAGUUUCUGAACGAGAAGCUUGAAUUGGAGUCGCGAAAGGUGAAGCCACCGAAACGUGGCAGUGGGUGGCUUUACGUAUCAUUCAAAAGCGAAGAAGGCCGUCAAAAAGCCAUAGAAAAAUUAAAUGGGACUGUAUGGAAAAACUGUAAGCUCCGUGCUCAGAUCGCAAAACCUGUACCAGAUCCAUUUAUAAAACGAAGGUUGGAACAGCAAAGUGCAAAUAAGCGUUUAAAAACAGACGAAUUUGAUCAGAGUAUAUCAGAAGCAGAUAGAGUCAAGGCAACUACAAUACCAUUGUGGAAUACACCUUACGAGAGCCAAUUAGAGCUGAAACAAAAAGAUAUGAGAUCUAUUCUAGUAACUAUCUGCAGACAAAUGCUAAAAGAGAGCAAAGGUGAUCUCCAAGAUUGGUUAAAGUAUCAGAAGGAUAAAUACGAAGGAUUGCCGUGCGAAUUGCUCCCUAUUCUUAGUAUAGACACGAUCACAGAAUACAGAAACAAGUGUGAAUUUACAGUUGGUAUGAGUAGCAAGGAAGACAAAGUUGUAGUAGGAUUUAGAUUAUCUAGUUACGCGGCGGGUUCCACGGCGGUAGGGCCGAUAGACGACUUGUGCCACAUCCCUACUAAAAUGAAAAUUGUCGCUAAAGUACUCGAAGAAUUCAUACAAAACUCUGAAUUGAAACCUUUUCAACCGGUCGAUCAUAGCGGGUACUGGAGACAGGUCACCGUUAGAACUACUCGUUCCGACAAUUUAAUGGUAAUAGUGGGAAUGCAUCCUCAGGACUUGAGCGCGGAAAGACUGAAGGAAUUAAGAUCGCAGCUGAAAGAUUUUUUCGAGACGGGUAAAGGCGCCGAGGCGCACGUAACAUCUUUGUAUUUUCAAACGAUGAGUAAAAAAAGCAUAGACGGGGAGAGCGGAGACAAUCUUUAUCAUAUCAGUGGAACAAAAUACAUAGAGGAGACGCUACUGGGCAUGAAAUUUCAAGUUUCUCCGCAAGCGUUCUUUCAAGUGAACACGCUGGGCGCCGAGGUAUUGUACAAAGCAGCCAUUGACUUGGCAAAACCUACCGAGGAUACCGCGUUGCUUGAUAUUUGCUGUGGUACAGGGACGAUUGGACUUGUAUUUUCAAAGCAUUGCGGCGAAGUGUUCGGACUGGAGAUAGUCGAGGAUGCUAUUAAAGAUGCCCGGGAAAAUGUUAUCGCGAAUAACGUGACGAACUGUGAGUUUUUCGUUGGAAAAGCGGAGGACAUCUUGUCGCCGGUCAUUCGGCGGACCACGAAGCCCGACAUUAUCGCUGUCGUUGAUCCUCCGCGGGCCGGACUUCACCAGCGAGCGUUGCUAACUUUACGCAAAGCUAACAAGUUAUCGAGGCUGGUGUACGUAUCCUGCGAUCCUGGAGCUGCUGCAAGAAAUUUGGUGGAUCUGGCCAGACCCACGUCGAAGCAAUACGUCGGUGAACCUUUGGUGCCUGUGAAAGCCAUCGGCGUGGACAUGUUUCCGCACACCAAACACUGCGAAUUGGUGUUGUGCCUGGAAAGGCUAUCCGUAGCAAUGAAAUCACGCGACUCCACCUAGCGAUCCAAUCCUUAGAUCAGACUUCGUCAAUGGCGAUUUAUAAUAUUUGUUUCGUUGUGUUGCAACGUUCUGUCGAUGUUACGUGCGUCCUGAAUAAAAG
Molecule: messenger RNA, 1990 nt
Organism: Colletes gigas
Lineage: Eukaryota; Metazoa; Arthropoda; Insecta; Hymenoptera; Colletidae
Product: tRNA (uracil-5-)-methyltransferase homolog A
Exons: 8
Coding region: 184-1890 (568 amino acids)
Biological process (GO): RNA processing
Molecular function (GO): RNA binding; RNA methyltransferase activity
Source: RefSeq, a predicted model, not a curated record